This is a messenger RNA of Rodentolepis nana, 1119 nucleotides long. The record is from the annotation of a GenBank genome assembly. Lineage: Eukaryota; Metazoa; Platyhelminthes; Cestoda; Cyclophyllidea; Hymenolepididae.
AUGGCAGAUGUUAUGAACGUCACCGGUAACUUUACCAAUGGAAGUGAAAACUUCUACGAUAAAUUGAAUACUCAAUCGGCUGGAUGGGUCGCCAUUGUGAUCUGCUCCAUCUGCUUUGGCACUAAUCUUAUUCCCGUGAAAAAAUUCAAGAUGGGUGAUGGUAUGGCCUUCCAGUGGUUGAUGUGCACUGGCAUCUUAUUCGUUGGUGUCGUUGUUCAGUUGGCAAUUGGAUCUGCAUAUCGCAUCCCCAAAUUCCAUCCUCUAGCCAUGCUCGGUGGAGCCUUGUGGGCCACCGGUAAUUCAAUGACUGUCGUCAUCAUUGAAGCCAUCGGCCUCGCUCUUGGCAUCCUUAUCUGGUCCAUCGCUAACAUGCUCAUGGGAUUCUUCUCAAGUCGAUUUGGAUUCGGUAUUCUCAUACCAAAAGAACCAAAGAACCCCACUCUCAACUACAUUGGUGUUGCCAUUGCAGUUGUGAGCAUCUCCCUGUACGCGUUCAUCAAACCAAACACCAGUGAAGAGAAGACUGAGGAUAACAAAGAAGAGGAUUUAGAGGAUUGCAAGAAGGAGGAAAAGUCCGCCUCCUUACUCAAAUUCGCCAAUUUUAGUAUCAGCCAACUUCCAGUCAGAAUGAAGAAAUUCGUAGGGUUCUUCCUCGCCAUUAUUGCUGGUUUCUUCUAUGGUACCAAUUUCAUGCCAGUAAUUUAUGUUCAACAACAGCCGGGCAACAGUCAAGCUGGUCUUGAUUACGUCUUUGCUCACUUUCUUGGUAUCUGGUUGACUUCCACCAUCAUCUUCGUCAUCUACGCCUUGGUUAAGAAGAACACACCCUGGUUGCCUUCAAACCAGGCCAUACUUCCAUCCCUCUUGAGUGGAAUUCUCUGGGCUAUUGCUCAGUCCUCCUGGUUUGUUGCCAAUGCCGCUCUUGGUGAGCCUGUCACUUUCCCAGUUGUGGCAACUUGUCCCGCUGUCAUUGCCACCGUCAUUAGUGUAGUUGUCUUCAAGGAAAUCACCGCAAGUUAUCACUACGGUAAGAAGAACUACAUCAUCCUUGGUUGCGCCAUUUGUGUUACCUUCGUGGGCAUCAUUAUCAAUGCCCUCUCCAUGAUCGAUUUCUCCUAA